CUGCUGCUCCUCAUUGAAAAGCGUGUGCAAAUUUUAAUUUACAGGAUUAACACCUUUCUUUUUCAGUUUACGUUUAAAAACGUGAAGUAAGAUAAGCGAGCCGAUUUAGAGAAAUUGGAAGAUCUUAAAGAAAACUUUUAGGGAGGGGGUCAUGGGAGGGAUAAGGGAAAUUCUGACUUGGAAACUUCGGCCAAAUUCCUUAAAGGAAAUGGGCAGUGUGGCUUGCUGACCCUUCCCGGCCAGUUUUCCUAAUGGCAACUCAAGUUGGCAGGCAAAGGACAGACGCUGGCAAGAAAUGGGACAGGCCACCAGAAGGUCCGGAUGGCCUUAACCCCAGGGUUUAGGGCACACCGGGCUCCAGGUUACAGCCUCUCAUCCCGCUUCCGCCGCUACCUAGCUGGGAUCGGCUGUACUUUCUUUCAAUCUCAGUCGUCUCAUCCGUGACAUGGGCCGGUAAGAAACGGUGCACAGCUCCUCCCUCGGUUGGUCUCUAUCCCUAUAGGUGCAGAAGGUCCCUGGCGCAGCGUCAGGAAACGUAGCCUCUUCGGUGGUGCUCCUAAUUCUUUUGUGGGGACCGGGCCUGUGGAGGGGCCUGGAACGGUGACCCGGAGGGGAUUUUUCUUCCAUCCUCCUGGGAAACCUAAUGGGCCACAGUGCACGCGGCCCGCACCUCGCCCUGCUGGGCCGCGCCUCUCCCCUUGUGAGGUCACCCCGACUGAGGACGCGAGGGGACCCCGUCUCUGUCCGGCCCGGGCGCCGAGGGUGCAGAUUCGGACGGGAGCAACGCCGCGAUCGCUGUCGUCGGCCACGCGCCCUGGAGCCCCCGUCCGCCCCCGGGAACGCGCGGGCAGGUGCGGGCGCGCCCCCUGGUGGCGCCUCUCGGGGCCGCGGGCCCCAGUCCAGCCUGCGCGCCCAGCUCCUCGCGCUGGAAGCCCGCGCAUGCGCGCGCAGUUCGCCCCGCCGCUGUUUGGCCGUUUCCAUGGCUACGAAGAGCAUUGAAGGGGGGUCUGGGAAGGAGAAAAUGAAACUCAAGAGCCUCCUGCUCCGGUAUUACCCUCCAGGAAUUAUGUUGGAAUAUGAAACGAGUGGAAAACUGAAGACCAAAUGCAUCGAUUUGCUCAACCUCAGUCCCAGUACUGACGUCAAUGCCUUAGCAGAGGAGAUACAGAAGGCGGAGCCGGUAAUCACAGCUUCACGAUCAGACCAAGUAAAGCUUUUACUACGGAGAUUACAAGACAAACUCAGGCAGCACAGCAACCACCAAUUCUAUCUUUUUAAGGUUCUCAGAGCACAUAUACUGCCAUUGACUAAUGUUGCACUUAAUAAAUCGGGGUCUUGCUUUAUUACAGGAAGCUAUGAUCGGACGUGUAAACUUUGGGAUACUGCAUCUGGAGAGGAGCUUCAUACCCUGGAGGGCCACCGGAAUGUGGUUUAUGCCAUAGCAUUCAACAAUCCGUAUGGUGACAAAAUUGCCACUGGAUCCUUUGAUAAGACUUGUAAGCUAUGGAGUGUAGACACGGGAAAAUGUUACCAUACCUUUAGAGGUCAUACAGCAGAAAUAGUGUGUUUGUCAUUCAAUCCUCAAAGCACCCUGGUGGCCACUGGCAGCAUGGACACAACAGCCAAACUGUGGGACAUUCAGAACGGAGAGGAAGCGCUCACUUUGACGGGACAUUCGGCUGAAAUCAUCUCUUUGUCCUUUAACACCUCGGGAGACAGAAUCAUCACAGGGUCUUUUGAUCAUACAGUUGCAGUGUGGGAAGCUGAAACUGGAAGGAAGGUGUAUACCCUAGUUGGGCAUUGUGCUGAGAUUAGCAGUGCUUUAUUCAACUGGGAUUGCUCUCUGAUAUUAACCGGCUCUAUGGACAAAACCUGCAUGCUGUGGGACGCUGCAAAUGGAAAAUAUGUGGCAACAUUAACAGGCCAUGAUGAUGAAAUACUAGACAGCUGUUUUGAUUACACUGGAAAACUUAUUGCUACUGCUUCAGCCGAUGGAACGGCAAGGGUUUUCAGUGCAGCCACAAGGAAAUGCAUUGCCAGAUUGGAAGGCCACGAAGGUGAAAUUUCCAAGAUUUCUUUCAACCCCCAAGGGAAUCGUCUUCUAACGGGCAGCGCUGAUAAAACAGCGAGAAUCUGGGAUGCUCAGACUGGUCAGUGCCUCCAGGUUCUUGAGGGGCACACUGAUGAGAUCUUUUCAUGUGCUUUCAACUAUAAAGGCAACAUAAUCAUUACAGGUAGCAAGGAUAAUACCUGUAGGAUAUGGCGUUGACAGAAGAGAGCCGGCUGAUGAGCGGAUUUGCUAGCGAUGGAGGUGAAGGUAGAGCUUCGCAGUUGUCAAGGAAGCUACUUUCACGUUUCACAUCUUCUCUUUUUCCGCAAGUCAACUAUAUGCUGUCGUUAGCUUCACAGAUAUGGCCGUUAAAACUAAUAAACUGAUAUCACGUCUUCAUAGUA
This is a messenger RNA of Leopardus geoffroyi (Geoffroy's cat), 2454 nucleotides long. RefSeq names its product dynein assembly factor with WD repeats 1 (gene DAW1). NCBI's taxonomy places the organism in Eukaryota, Metazoa, Chordata, Mammalia, Carnivora, Felidae. The record is from RefSeq and is a predicted model, not a curated record. Gene Ontology annotation, molecular function: protein binding. The coding region runs from base 644 to 2269 and encodes 541 amino acids. The transcript has 13 exons.